Molecule: messenger RNA, 1974 nt
Organism: Aureobasidium vineae
Lineage: Eukaryota; Fungi; Ascomycota; Dothideomycetes; Dothideales; Saccotheciaceae
Source: the annotation of a GenBank genome assembly
AUGGAUCUUGGUACGGCUCUCGGAGUCGUCUCUCUCGGCCUACAGGUCUUGGAGGGUGUGAUUAGCUACUACAGCUCUUAUCAGGACUACGGCGAGGAUGUCCUUGCUCUGUGCACUUCCUCCGCCUCUCUCAUCCAGACACUUCGUUUCCUCCAUGGCCAGCUAGAGCGGAAAGACUCUGUUCAGAACGACUUUCAUGCCCACAUCCUAGCAUCUAUCUACCAAUGCCAUGAUGGCUUACAAAGACUGCAAAAGAAACUGGACAAGAUCAAAACCGAACCAGCAUUCAUAGAAGACAACUUCCUUGAGGGCCUCAAACGUCAAGCUACCAAUCAACUACGCAAAGCCUCAUAUCCAUUCAAGUGUAGCACGCUGGCCAAGCUGAGGGAAACUGUCCAAAAUCUCAGAGAUAACCUGGCGCUUGCUUUGCAGGCAUUUGAUCUCGACACAGCAGAACGGAACACUCAAAUCCUGGCAAGGCUUGAUCUGCGAGUUGAUGAAGUGAUCGCCAAACUAGAGAACCUCAACAAUUGUGUACUCGAUGAUGCUCUCAAGAGAUGGCUAUCACCCUCGAGUCCAGAGACAUACCUACAAUCGAAUCUCAAGCAAUGGUCACCUCAAAGUGGUGACUGGUUCCUCCAAGGAAAAGCCUUCGAUAACUGGAUGCAAGAACCGGGAUCUUUAUGGCUGACCGGAAUGCCUGGCUGUGGCAAGUCGAUCAUGUGUUCUGCUGCAAUCGCCCUGAUCGAGCAGCGACGUGCGAGUUCGAGGCCAAUUUUGAUAGCUUAUCAUUUCCACACCUUUUCUGAUUCCGACACACGGACAGUCGGUGCAAUGCUACGGAAUCUUGUACAUCAACUGGCCUGUCAAUCAGAUGAUAUCUGCAAUACUAUGACCGACUUGUUCAAGAAAUGCGGUAGUGGCAGUCGGCGACCCUCAGAUUCUGAGCUUACCGACUUGCUCAAGGCGGCCCUAUCUCACGAUGCAGAAGCAUACAUCUUCUUGGAUGCUCUGGACGAAAGUGAUGAACAAGUCGAGCUUGUCGAUCUAAUCACGCAUCUGGAAACUCAAGCCUUACACACUCAUUUCUUCACAACGAGCCGUCGUCAUGCUGCCUUUGUGGAAGCUAUCGAGUCAGGAAAUUUUACUGAGAUUGCCAUGGAACGCGCUACAGUCGACAUCGAUAUCGAGCGAUAUAUCGUCGAUACCCUCGCGAUCGACUUUGAAGACCCUGAUCGGGGCCCAUUCGACCCAUGCUACCGAGUCAAGGAUCCAAUGGCCGUGUUAGAGUACUGUCCCGGUCUCAUUGCUCUGCAACAAAAGCGUCGUAUCAAUGCUCCACGCUGGAGGGACAAGCCUGUUGUAGCGUUAGCCCACUUUUCCGUCGACCAAUACCUGAGGCCUCGAGUGCACGAAUGGCGGUUUGGAGAAACAGCGACCGCACACGCCCUCAUCGCUCGCACUUGCCUCAGAUAUCUGCUUUACUUUGACAAGCCAGACGAGUAUACCAAGACGACCAUACACGAAUACCCAUUCCUUCAUUUCGCAGCCAAGAAUUUCGCUAACCAUCUCAAAUCAUCAAACUACGAUGCACAAGCAAUGGAUCUAGCAUGGCAUCUCCUCACCAACGAAAAAGCACUCAAGACUUACUACACUGUCUCACAGCCCUUGGCUCCCCUCCUCGAUACCAACGACUUUGCAAAGCGCAAACGACGUAAACAAGGACUCGUCUUUACUUCAUGCACACCCCCUCCACUCUUCCUCGCCGUCCUCUGGGACCUACCACUUCUAGUUGAAAGACUCCUCAACGACCCUUUGUACAUCUCCUCAAUCAAUGUCGUCCUCAACAUCGGUAUGACUGACGAUCUCGCCAUCCCCAGAACAGCCAUCGAAGCCGCCGUCUACAACAAAAACUUUGAGUUGUUUGUGCUGUUGCAUAGAUCUGGCGCUGAACUAGGAAACUGCGAAAGAUGA